UGAAUAUAAAUAUCUACCAGUCAUUCAGUUUAUUUAAUUUUGUGCUUUUAUACGCACAAGUAAGCUAUUUAAUUAUGUUCAUCAAGUUACACUUUCAACAAAUUUACAAUUUAGUACAAAUCAAAUUAUAUAAAUCAUUGCUUUUUAUAUCUUUUCCGUUGGGUAUGAACUACUUCACCAGCAACAUCUUUUCAAAGAAGAGGAUCUCUGACUUCUCAACCCCAGUGAAUAAUUUAAUUUAUUCCAUGUGUUUAUUAGCUGUCGAUUGGUGAAUGUGAUUCUCUGUUAAUCAAUUGAUUGUUUUAACCAUAGAUAUGUUAACCAGCAAUCCAAAAGAUGGCGGUACUGAAAUGAUAGUGAAAAUGAAUUUGGUCUUAAAAUUAAGCCAUCGCUGGAUUUCUUGUUUGGUUUUAAAUUGUGAAUUAGCAUGUUAAAAUUAUACGAUUAAAUUGUGAUUAAUAUAAAACUAAUUUUAUCUCUCUCUACGUUUAUUAUCUCUAUUGUAGUGUGGUGGCCUCUCUUCAUAUUAAAAUACUCAGAUCGACUCUGGUGAAAGAUGGAUUUUUCAAUGAAUAACAACCUUGUGGAUAUAACCAAAAAUGUGGUUGAUGUCAAUCCUAUGGUUUUAAUUGAAAUGGGAAUGAUUAUUCAAAAUGACGAACAAGAGACCAACUACAGUCAACAACAAGAGGAGGAAGACCGAAUGCAUAUUCAAAUGCAACACAAAAUUCGCCAACAAAUGCUUCUCAUGCAUCUUGACAAAUUACGAGCCAAAGAUAAGAAAAGGAAACUUGCUCAACCUCAGCCUCAACAAUCAUCUAACUUUGGUGGGGAACGCAACAAUGAAGGUCUUAUUUUUCUCGAAGAUGAUGGUUCUCAGCCUCAAAAUAGUUCAUCAGAUGAUCAAGUUCUAGGAUCACUGGAUAUCUCAGAGCACUGGAGUCAAAAGCAUUCUAGCAAUCCUCAAGUGUCUAAAUGGCUUGGUUCUAUGUUGAGGAGUCUUGAUCAAGCGCAUCACUAUGUUAAAAGUAGUGGACGAAAAACUGAACAAUGGAGUAAAUUUUUUCCUUCAGCAUCUCACAGUUUUGAAAGCAGGUGUGCAGAUUUAAGACAAGAUUUAUUGAGGCUUGAGCUCAAUAUUGAAAGAUUUCAAAAUAUUUUUACUAAACAACUAGACAAAGCAGAAAUGAAAAUGAAAUCGUUCAUUGCUGAUUUUCAUCUUGAGACAUUUGCACACGAGAUGGGAGAGGAUGACGAUGACGAGGCUAGAGACAAUCGAGAGGAAAGCUCUAUCGAAUCUUCUCAAUAUGAGUCACAUUCAGGUGCUAUAAAUGAUCGAACUAAUAGCUCCAUAAGGGAUCGAUCAAGUGGGAAAAUGAGUGGUUCAUUCAACGACUUUUCUACGCAAAAUGAUUUAAGUGACAAUGAAGGGGAAGCAUUGAUAGACUGUCGUGAUAUGGAGCCAGUUCCUGAAAUUAGAGAUGUAAAUAGUGACUCACCUAUCCCUGUGGAUGAAUUCAGUGGAGACAUAAAUCUAAUAGACUCUGAGGAUGAGGAAUCAAACUACAUUUGUGUAAAAAGUACUUCAUCGCGUGUGAGUCCAUCUCCACCACCACCAUCUUUAUCACCAACACUCAAGCCUACUGUGACCAUUAAAUCAGUUAAAUUAUCUUCUACGCCCAAUGUAAACAAAGUAAAUUCUGAUACAAGUUCUAAAGGCGAAGUAAGCUCUACCAAAGGGCCACAAAACAAACGUAAUGCUCUUCGACUUUCAGCUAAACGUUCCAACCAAUCAACUCCGGAAACAUCGUCAACAACCAAAUUGAAAACUUCGAAUCAAAAAAGAAAACGUUAAUCAAGUCAAAGGAAGAAGUCAUUUAAGAAAUAGAUUAAUGCAUCUUUGAUGAAGAUGAGAGCGAAUUUUUGAAUAAUUUUGAAUAAUUUUGAAUACUGAAACAACUGUAUUUCAAUUUGAUUGUGAUCUAAUAGAAACAUUGAUAUUUUAUUUAGUAACGAUGGAACGAAAGAUGAUACCGUAAAAGACAAAAAUUUUAUGUAAACUAUCAAAAUGAUUUUUGGUUGUUCAACUUUAUUAUACAUUGAAUGAUGAACAAUAUUAAAAAUUUCUUCCUUGA
Messenger RNA from Tetranychus urticae (two-spotted spider mite), 2135 nucleotides. RefSeq lists its product as uncharacterized. NCBI's taxonomy places the organism in Eukaryota, Metazoa, Arthropoda, Arachnida, Trombidiformes, Tetranychidae. The record is from RefSeq and is a predicted model, not a curated record.